UAUAAGUAAAAUAGUUUUACGGUCUGCCUGGAAUUAUUUUAGUAACAAGAUGCUGUUCGGAGUUGCUGAUUAUUUAGUUUUCAUUUGUACUAUUUUAAUAUCGUUUACUAUCGGUGUUUUCUUCGCAGUAUGGGAGAGGAAACGAAACACACCCGUGGACUACUUUCUUGCAGACAGGAACUCCAGUACAUGGCCUGUAGCACUGUCAUUUGUUGUAACAUUUCAGUCAUCUUUACUAAUACUUGGAUUUCCUGCGGAAGGAUAUGCAUAUGGCAUUGGAAUUGCAUACAAUGUAGUUGGAAGUGCUGCCGCUUACAUAUUCACGGCUUUGUUCAUCGUUCCAGUCUUCCAUCCGUUAAAAUUAACGAGCGUGAAUGAAUAUUUCCGCUUACGAUACGGAAACAAUGCUGUUAGGUAUAUGACUCUAGUUGCCGGUAUGAUAUUCAGUUUGUUCUACAUGGCAACAGUGAUGGUCGUUACUUGCGUUGCUCUCGACGUCGUUAUAGGAAUUUCUUUCUGGGGGACAAUACUUAUCUAUACUAUUGUUACUACAAUAUAUACUUCAGUUGGCGGUAUUAAGGCCGUAAUUUGGACAGAUGUAUUUCAAUUCAUAAUAAUGCUAACUGGAAUGACAGCUAUUCUUGUUAAAUCAACAAGUGGUGCCGGAGGAGUAGAAAAAAUGUUAGAAUAUGCAAAAGACAGAAUAGGUUCGACAGACUUCAGACUUGAUCCAACAGUUCGCUACCAGGUUUGGAAUACCUCAUUUGGAACCUUCAGUUCUUAUCUGUACAUAUCAUUUAUGCAACCAGCAAUGCAAAGAGUUUAUUCAACACCAACUGUCAAAACUGCACGUAAUCUGUACUUUAUAUCCACGCCGUUCUAUUGUGUAUUUACAUUGAUGGCAACAUUUGAAGGUGCAACUAUAUUUGCCUACUAUGUGGCAAAACGGUGUGACAUUUUAGGCAUAGGCAUUGUAAAAAACAUCAAUGAAAUCGUGCCUUUUGCUGUCUUAGAUUUAUUUCAAGACUUAUACGGGCUAGCAGGAUUGUUCACAGCGUCUUUAUCAAGUGCAGCUCUUAGUACGAUGUCAUCUUGCCUCAGCAGUCUGUCUGCUGUAACAUAUGAAGACAUUAUCAAAAUUAAGUUUCCAGACAUGCACGCUUACAGAGCCACUAAACUGUCAAAAGUAAUAGUUUUGAUUUAUGGAUUUAUCGCUAUGGGACUUGCCUUUGCUGUUGCACUAAUACCAGGAUCUGUUAUCGCCAUAUUUAUGAGUUUUAUGGGCUGUUUUGACGGACCAAUAGUUGCAACAUUUUUGUUGUCCACGAUGUACCGCAAAGCAACUACCAAAGGUGUUAUUGUUGGCGCAAUAUGCGGAUCAGCAGUUGCAUUGUGGCUGAACAUUGGCAGCCAUUUUUCAGGUGUUCCGCGAUAUCCAUACCUUCCCGCCGGACCAACCGAUCAGUGUGGCGUCUAUGACGAAGGAUCUAAAUUGUCUAAUGUGUCAAUGGCUACUAUCUAUCCUGUUACUGAUAUUCAUACGUUGUUUUCCGGAACUCAGAAAAUUGAAAUAUCAACUGUUCCUUCGGAACAAAAUGUCCGUGACCUUUCGUCACCGGAGACAUUUUACAGUAUUUCUUACGUACUGUUUUCUCUCAUAGGCAUGUGCAUCUCACUUAUCGUUGGAUUUCUUGUAAGUCUGUGUACAAGUCCGCCUAAACAGCUUGAUGAACGAUGUUUGUUCUCAUUCAGGAGACACAUUCUUGAGGAAUUAUGCGGACACAAGCCAGCAUCCGAUUCUACUGCUGAUGAUAAAACUGACAUAGAAGAAAUAACAAAGUUCAUGUCAAAAGAUGUGGAAUUAUAA
Mercenaria mercenaria is the source of this 1867-nucleotide messenger RNA. Its product is annotated as sodium-coupled monocarboxylate transporter 2-like. The transcript has a single exon. Gene Ontology annotation, molecular function: symporter activity. NCBI's taxonomy places the organism in Eukaryota, Metazoa, Mollusca, Bivalvia, Venerida, Veneridae. The record is from RefSeq and is a predicted model, not a curated record. Gene Ontology annotation, biological process: sodium ion transport; transmembrane transport. Gene Ontology annotation, cellular component: membrane. The coding region runs from base 50 to 1867 and encodes 605 amino acids.